AUGGCUGAAUCCGCUUCUCCUCCUCGCUCUCUGCCCUCUUCCCCUUCCUUCCACGGCCGCUCCUCAUCGCGGCCCUCGCUCUCCAUCGACCUAUCCAACAUCCCCGCGCUGUCGCAGCCAUCACCACCAUCAAACACUCUCUUGAUCACUGAUCUCAACGACCUCUUCGUCUUCCAGCCGUCCUCGCUUGAUGCGAUCCGCGCCCAGAUCACCGUGAUUGCUCGUCUGAACUCAUUUUCACCGCUUCCGUCCUUCCGGCGCAUCGUCUGCUCAUUCCAUUCCGACGCCGACGCCAUCGCCGUCCGCAAGCAUCUUGAAGGCACCAGACUCCUGAACCGCAACGUGCGGCCCCGGAUUUACUUCGGCGAACCCACGCCCAUUCUCAGCGAAGAGGAACUGCACCUCCCCCCCCACGGCUGGACUAUGCGCAACGAGGACCCACCUAAUAAGGAAGUACACGCUAGUGAUCUGGCCACCGCUCUUGCUAAGCUCAAGACCGAUCACGUCGAGCCUGCGCCCGUUGAUCCCGCUACGCCGGUGUCUAUCUCCUCCGAUAAUCCAGCACUAUCCUAUUUCAAUCCGGAAGACCACGGCCACAGCCCUAACCUACCGGCUGUUAUGGUUGAGGAUGUCAGUCUGCCGGAUGUCGAGGAUGAGGAUGUCGAUAUGGAUCUGGACUUGAGUCCCGCUGAGAUGUCGUUGAAAAAGAUGCCGCCUAAGACGGCGCGGCCUCCGGUUGAGCUGAUGGAGUAA
Penicillium maclennaniae is the source of this 753-nucleotide messenger RNA. RefSeq names its product putative calcineurin binding protein (gene cbpA). The transcript is spliced from 3 exons. Gene Ontology annotation, molecular function: calcium-dependent protein serine/threonine phosphatase regulator activity; nucleic acid binding. Lineage: Eukaryota; Fungi; Ascomycota; Eurotiomycetes; Eurotiales; Aspergillaceae. The coding region runs from base 1 to 753 and encodes 250 amino acids. Gene Ontology annotation, biological process: calcium-mediated signaling. The record is from RefSeq and is a predicted model, not a curated record. Gene Ontology annotation, cellular component: nucleus; cytoplasm.